This is a messenger RNA of Fusarium redolens, 2736 nucleotides long. RefSeq lists its product as uncharacterized. Bases 1 to 2736 code for a protein of 911 amino acids. NCBI's taxonomy places the organism in Eukaryota, Fungi, Ascomycota, Sordariomycetes, Hypocreales, Nectriaceae. The transcript has 2 exons. The record is from RefSeq and is a predicted model, not a curated record.
AUGCCUUCUCUCCCAGCUUUCCUGUCUCGUUCGGUGCCAGCAUCUAGUGGCAGUAGCGGUGGGCAUAUCACUAACGCCCCUGCAAUUCCAAGUACCCGCCUCGGUCCUGCCACCGAUCUGCUCGAGACAGAACUACUCAGAAUGUACUGGGAAGGAGUAGAGCGCGAACUUCCUUAUUUACUGUUAACAUUCAGGCGCUGGCAAUCACGUCAAGACACAUCAGAAUACAACCCUGAUGAGAAUGAUAUUCAUAUCCAUGGCUAUGAUACGUUUCUCGAUUCCGUAUCCGAUAUUUCUCGCCAAUUCCAUGAACGCAAUAAGAGAAACCAACGAUCGAAACGUCCAGAGAAGAAAGCGAAAAAAGACACGAAAGCGCCACCUUCAUACGAUGAAGUUCUACGAGGUCGUGGCUGGGAUAUUUUGGCCGAUAUCGAAAGUCAGACCAUCAAAGGCGCGAUCAGAACCUCCCUAAGCGAACGCAAAGUACUGGACCCAGCGAGACGAAGAGCUCGGAUGCUUCUUCAAUCAGCGCAAUUUCUCGACAUCGACAAGAUUAUUGAGCAUCGCGAACCUGAAAAAGCACUAUCGUUUUGGAAAAGACCUGCCUCCGCUCAAAUACGGCUUUGGUCAUAUGACGCUCUAGACCAGCCUGUUUUCGUCCCACAGCUCUGCUCUGAAUGUAAGGCGACCAUUCGGGGCUGCACAUUUCAGGACACCAGCGACGAAAGUAUUGCUAUAUGCGAAAGCUGUUACCGAGCGACACAUUAUGGACAGACGCGUUUUGUUAAGAAGUACAAAGAAUGCUGUCUUCCAACGGCCUUGACGCCAGAGAUCAGUCGAAAGUUGUGUUAUUGCAGUACAGUUCGUCGACGCGAUCAAGAUGGACGCUCCCGGUCGCUAUGGCCAAUUGAUCCUGCGCUUGACCAAGGUCAUCACGUCAAAGGCGGUCUUGGUCGUGUAGGAUGUGGGCUGUAUACAGUCACCGACCUCUUUGCAGAGGCAAAGUAUGCCUCUACAAGAUCAAAAUUCAGCAAAAAUGACAGUUUGCUUCAGUUACGGAAGAAGGAUCCUAUCGGAGGCGAGCCGAGACCUGCUGCAGCAACCAGGAAGCAACCGAGUCGAUUGGGACAUCUCAACGAGACUUCACUACCGGAAUACGGCUAUUCUUAUGGGUUCAGUACUGAUGAGCCUGAGGACAUUCCCAUGUACUUGCGGUCGACAAUUGAGAAGUAUCCGUAUGGGAAUGUUCACAUGGCUCUUCGUUUUGGCCCUCUGAUCAUUGAGAAUGGCGUCGCAAACACCAUGGGUGGUGUCCUCAUCACCAGCCGAGAUCCGCCUUCAUUACAGGUCAUCCGUGAUCCGUCAGAAGACAUCACCAAGUCUCUUCUUCUCGCAGGCCAGACAGAUCGCAUACUCUAUAUGCAGGAUAGACCGAGACACCCAAAGCGAUACAAAGCCUUUAUGAAGCAAGUCGUCGGUGGCGCCUUUUGUGACUUCUUCGAGUCUGGCAUUGAAGAUGAGCUUAUUGACGCCUUCAUACAUGAAUCUAAUUGUCUGACCGAGGACGGAUUGACUUUUGCAGAGCAAGAAGCUAUGAUUGAACAGAGUACCAAACGUCUACUUCUACACGUCAAAGAGUACCUCGCAUCGAGGGUGCAGGUGUACAUCUCGAGCAUCACCGCUCAUCUUCUAGAUCCAGAGGUUCGACUCAAAUGGCAUUAUCACGAGAACAAUUGCCAGGCAUUCUGUGACAGAUUGAUUGACCGCGGCUUGUUCAGUCCCCUGUUCGCCUCCAAGGCAGCGGCUAGUCAACCAAUGCCAUUGUACUUGAUGAGCUUUGUCUGUCGAUCCGGGUCAAAUGUUCCUACACGGGCAUUCUCUAAAUACGACGUUCCAAAUGGUCUUACAGAAGAAUAUCUGCUCAAGUUCCGCUAUGGACGCCACGAUGACUCUGAUAUUGUGGAUACACUGGCCGAAUAUUGGACGGACUGGGGCAGUUUUGAAGGGCCCAUCUACCCAUACCAAGAUGUCUUUCCAUGGGAUUGUACAGAAGCAUAUGAUCGUUAUCCCGGAAACUGUGGCGAUUGCAACAUUUCGAAACAUGUUCUUGCAUUCCCGUUUGACUCUUGGUCCAUCGUGUCUCUGCAUCUAGCCCGGGGUCGGCAACUGUAUCCUCCCAGUGCACAACCUGCCAUGAGCAAGUCGACUGGGAAGCGGGCGAACCCAGGCGUAAUGACAGACACCGAUUGGUUCAAGAAUCGCAUCACCGUACUACUCGGUCAAGACGUCCUCCUAACAGCUGCAGUCGCUAUGGCAAACUGCAGCCAAUUCCAAGCCGCAACAACAUGGCUCACCAACCACGAGGACGAAACCAUGGAUAGACUCAAGCUCGGAGGCAUUCAUCGCGCACAACCUUUUAGUCACCAUUUUGAGAAAGGCGCUUACCAUCAAUACUUUGUCGCUGACUGGGCCUUCCUCGCUCAGCCGUUACGAGUCUUGGAGUAUGAGAAGUUCAGGGAUUGGAGAGCAACUAAGAUCGAUGUUGGUGCAAACACGGCGGAUGAUGGUAGCGGAGGAGGAGGAUGCGCCUCAGGUCCUUUCGCUUGUGGUGCGGUAGCAGCAGGAUGUGCAGUAGGAUCACCAGGCAUGGCUGGGGAUACUUGUGGAAGUGGAUGCGUAUCAAGUUGUGGUGGUGGCGGCGAUGGAGAUGGAGGAUGUGGUGGUUGCGGAGGGUGA